UCAAAUGUGUCGGAUAGUGUUUGUUUACAAGACAGAAAUUUAUCGGUUAAAUUUGAGUUUUCCAAGAAUUAGAAGCAAUUACUUUUUGCAUGUAACAAUUAGUCUGUUUUUGAAUUCAUUCUAAGAUCUAAAAUAAAAGUUUCUGUAUGUCGUCAGAGCCCCCUAGUCCAAUGAUCCGACCGGCAGUGGUUGAUGGCGUAACGAUCACCGAAACGCUAACACAAGAGCAAAUUCCCAGCGCCAGUACACAGCAGGCACCAGUGCUUCGUUUGCGUCUUCAAAAGCCACGUUCAGCGAAGCAAGUAAAAUGGACCAAUGGAACGGUGGAUAACGAGCACAUGAAUAAGAAAAAAUCCAAAUGUUGCUGCAUAUAUCGAAAACCGACUGAAUUCGGCGAAAGUUCAUCUGAAAGCGAAGAUGAAUGCGAACAUUGUUUUGGUCAUGUUGAGAUGAAGAAAAAGAACAAAGCUCAUCUGGGCAACGAAGAAGACGCGGUUGAUUCUGGUGGAGGUCAAACUACGACAAUUGAAAGUAAAUGUUCUUUCGAUCCGUCGUCUGAUGGCAAUGCUGAUGACCCAUCUGAUAGUGGCAAGGAUGGAGAACUAAAUGCUACAUAAUUAUUACCGAAGCUCCCGUUCAUAGGUGAAUAAUACUUCUAGUGAUGUGAAAAUGUAUGUAGUGUUUUUGUUUAAAUAUAACGAGUUGAUUAAAUUUUA
This is a messenger RNA of Malaya genurostris, 716 nucleotides long. RefSeq names its product E3 ubiquitin-protein ligase PPP1R11. Gene Ontology annotation, molecular function: protein phosphatase 1 binding; protein serine/threonine phosphatase inhibitor activity. The coding region runs from base 147 to 617 and encodes 156 amino acids. The transcript is spliced from 3 exons. NCBI's taxonomy places the organism in Eukaryota, Metazoa, Arthropoda, Insecta, Diptera, Culicidae. The record is from RefSeq and is a predicted model, not a curated record. Gene Ontology annotation, cellular component: nucleus.